Osmia bicornis bicornis is the source of this 2482-nucleotide messenger RNA. Its product is annotated as trypsin-1-like. The coding region runs from base 18 to 1001 and encodes 327 amino acids. Gene Ontology annotation, biological process: proteolysis. Lineage: Eukaryota; Metazoa; Arthropoda; Insecta; Hymenoptera; Megachilidae. The transcript is spliced from 4 exons. The record is from RefSeq and is a predicted model, not a curated record. Gene Ontology annotation, molecular function: serine-type endopeptidase activity.
CAAACACGCGAGUAACAAUGUUGACCAAGUGUGCUUUGGCUGCCAUCUUCGUGCUCCAGGUAUGCUGGGCCAUCCCCUACGACCUGACACCACGUAUCACCGAUGGUGAAGACGCCACGCCUGGUGAAUUCCCUUACCAAGUAUCCAUACAAUGGGGAGUCCCAUCCCUUAUUAAAUACAGCCACAUCUGCGGUGGUUCUAUCUUAAAUGAAUGGUACAUCCUAACCGCUGGACACUGUAUCCAGAAGAUUGGACAACUGAGGGUUAUAGCUGGCAAAUACUACCUGCAGAAGGACGAGGACACUGAACAAACUAUCGACGUUGCCAAGACUAUCGUCCACGCUGAAUACCCAGGAGGUGUUGCUCAACACGACAUCGCCCUUUUGCGAUUGAAGAAACCCCUGAUAUUUGACAGGAAAGUACAACCCAUCAAGCUGCCCGCUCAAGGACAAAAACAAGAUGGAGAUGUUAUUAUUAGUGGGUGGGGUUCAACACAAAAAAGCAUCCGCCCUACCGUUCUACCAAACAAACUCCAGAAAGCUGUUGUUCCAAUCCUGAGCAACGAAGAAUGUUUGAAGGAACUGAAAUCCAAGCCAAUCAUUGGUGAUCAACCUGAACUCUUCAGCACUCAAGUAUGCAGUGGAACUGCCGGCAAGGAAGUGUCUGCCUGCUCCGGUGACUCUGGUGGCCCACUCGCCCAAGGCCGUGGAGCUGAAGCUGUCCAAGUUGGUAUUGCCUCAUGGGUGAUGAUGCCAUGUGGAUCUACACGCAUGCCCUCUGUAUACACCCGUGUCGCCUCCUACGUUGACUGGAUCCACUGGUACAUGGAUGAGCGAUCAGGCACUCCGCCUACUCCGCCUACUCCGGCUCCUCCGGCUCCUCCGGCUGAAGUACCCGAAGUGACUCCUUCGACUAGUUCGGCUACUACAGUUACAAUUUCUUUCCUGAACAAAUUCGCUAUUACUUGUAUUGCAGUAAUACUUAACACACUGUGUUUGUAACAAGUCAAUGGAGAAAUUGAAUACAACAAAUGAAGAAGCAAUAAUAGUUUCCUCGGGUAUGUGUCGGGUGUGGCGUGUAGGGACAAACAUUCAGGGUACGCGGAUAGUUCAUGAUCCGGUCACUUGGGCCACGGAUUGUUGGCAAGCGGCCGGUGAUGGCCUGCAGCACCAUGUCCGGUGUCUCCGGAGUUAGAUUUUGAACUUAUUGUUUAGAAUGAGAGAGAGAGAAGGAGUGACUGCUGACAAGGUGCUUGUAGCAGAAAAAGCAAGCAGUGUGGAUUGAAGAAUCUAGUGGAGUAGAGUGGCGAUGAAACGUGUUCGUGAUUAAUUAGUAUACAUAGUUUAGCUUAAUUUUAAUAAAAUACAUUUAUACGCAGUCUGGUUUUCGCGAAACCUUCCAAGGCCACAUAUGUUCCUUAUAUCACCAUUACUCUUCUUCGUACGUUGCGUGCGAAAGUAACUGCAAGUACAAUUCGAUAAACUCCAGAUAUCGAUAACUUCUCGUAGAAAGCAAAUAUUUCUCAAGGACGGGACACUCAUGAUGGAUUGCGGGUGCUCGUGUCCCGAUCAAAUGGUUACAAUCGUAUCGAUCAAAAUAAAUCAAUCCAAGCAGAUUGUAUCUAAAAAUUAAAAUACUGGGAGCAAUAAUGAGAAGUUUCGAUUGAGUUUGCAUCACAAUCGAUAUCUACCCUUCUGCAGAAAAAAGUCGACGUAUAAAGGACGAAUCGAUCAAUCUUCUAUCAUUACGAACAGAUAUUAAUAACAAUAUUUAAUCUUUUUAUUAAGGAAAUAUUCCUACUUGAAGGAACCUUACAUUUCUGAAAUUCUAUUAACUUUCAAUCAAAUUUCGACCUACCCUCUUUUUUACGUUGCCAAGAAUGUUUUACUGAAUUCAUACACGCAAAGAAUUUUCGUAUCCGCCGUGUUUCAUGAGAUCUGUCCCGUUACCUGUCGAUUUUUCUCGAAUUGUCUUCGUAUUCGAUAGGUAUGCACGCACAUGAAUGGAUCAGCACCGCAGUGGCGACCUAUGUACAUUAUGAGCCAGCUGGUCGAGAAAAUCAGCAGCUACUUAAAAUUGCUGAACAAUUCCGAUUGGAUGAUUCUACAUGUCGCCAAUCCUGAUGGCUACGAGUUCACUCACACUGGGGACAGAUUGUGGUGAAAGACUCGAAGCAAUCAUGGGGAUGAUCAGGACGACAGUCGAUACGAUUCUCCUGUAAAAAUCUGCUUCAGAAAACCUGAAGCUUUAAUUACGAGCUAGUUAUAAUUUACUGUUAGUCGAUGAUUUGCUAAUCGUCUUUAUAUGUCCGUCCAUUAUAUGCUGCUUUAGCUGGUGAACCAUUAUACUAGAUGGUUAUGGGGUAAAUGCGAGAGUGUCGACCCGAAUCGUAAUUUUGGAUACCAUUGGGCUGAAGUGGAGGAGGGUAGGGCAAGUUUUGACCCUUGCCAUGAAGGCGAUGGCCGAACACAUCCUGGCGAAC